AUGACAAGCUCGUUGAGCGUCCUCAUCAAAUACACGGGUUCCCUUCUGCCUUUGCUAUUGGGGCCUCCUUCCGUUAUCUAUGCGCUUACCCAAAUAUCCUCCGUCAACCUUCCCUGGUAUGCGACCGUAUCCCUCUAUUUCGGGUCUCUGCCUCUUGCGCUUGCUUGUUGGAUCCGAUGGGUAAUUUGGCAGGAUGAACGGAACGCAACGCGUCUUGGUGCAGUCUUACCUCCGAAAGUAUGCGACAAGAGUAUAGGUGGCGGAAACAUUCUGAAGAAUAUGGUCGAUAACUUUCGUCAUGGCUAUUUGGGGGAGAACGUACGUGAGUGGUCCGUAGAGUACGGAAACACUUUCAAUUUACGAAUCGCAUUCGAGAAUCGAUUCUUCACGACGGAACCCGAGUAUAUCAAGGCAAUCCUUGCUACUAAGUUUAAUGGCUUUGAGAAAGGCCCAAUGAGCAUUGACGAAAACAUGGAUCUGCUCGGAAUCGGCAUCUUCAACUCCGAUGGCGAUAUGUGGAAUAUGACUCGCCCUUUCUUCUCCAAGGAGCGCAUCUCAGACUUCCAUCUUUUCGACAAGCAUGUCCAGCCUACCCUUGAACUUCUUCGUUCUCGGCUGCAAGAGGGAUAUGCUGUUGACUUUCAGGAUCUUGUAUCCCGAUUUACUCUUGACGCUGCCACAUCCUAUCUCUUCGGCACAAACGUUCGCUCCCUCGAAGCUGGACUGCCCUACCCAGCUCAUUCCUCGUCAUCCUCUCCCACUCCGUACAAAUACAACUCGACUCCCAAAACAUCCACCCAGUUCCAAGAGAAGAACCCUGCCAACGUCUUCGCCCACGCCUUCCUAGACGCUCAAAUCGCCACGGCUUUGAGGUCUCGGUAUGGGAUCGCAUGGCCUUUGUUCGAGCUGCUGCACGAGUUGAGAGGAAGUGGAAGGAUGAAGAACAACAUCAAGGUCCUUGAGGAUUUUGUGGAGCCGAUUGUGAGAAGGGCUAUCGAAAGAGCCGAUGAAGAGGGAAAGCCUCUGCCUGUGUCCGCAGGUGAACCUAAGUUGGAAGCGGGUAUUUCUUCAGAUCCCGCCGUUCUACGCAACGAGACUCUGAACUUACUCCUGGCCGGAAGAGACACGACGGCAUGCCUGUUGACCUUCACCACUUACGCGUUGACUCAAUACCCACACGUUUUCUCGCGCCUCCGAAACGAAAUACUUGAGCAGGUCGGUCCCGAUCGUGCGCCUACCUACGAAGAUCUCCGCGCUUGCAAAUAUCUUCGUGCUGUGUUGAAUGAGGUCUUGAGAUUGUGGCCUCCUGUGCCGCUCAAUAUGCGUCGAUCUACUGAGGGAAUGGUGUGGCCCUCGAAGGUCCCUGGUGGUAAACCGAUAUACGUCCCUCCUAGCACGAAAUGUCCAUACUCGGUCUUUCUCAUGCAUCGCCGAACUGAUCUAUGGGGCCCUGAUGCUCUUUUAUUCGACCCGGAUCGUUUCCUCGACUCGCGCGUGCAGAAAUACUUGACGCCAAACCCGUUUAUCUUCCUACCUUUCAAUGCCGGGCCUAGGAUUUGCCUUGGUCAACAGUUCGCCUAUAACGAAGCAUCCUUCUUCCUCGUCCGCUUCCUGCAGGCCUUCUCUAGUGUAUCCUUCGCUGAAGAUGCGCAACCGCCAGAGUCGAGGCCGCCACCAGGUCCUGGGGGAGAGAAGAUAUGGAUGAAGUCGCAUCUGACGUUGUAUUCCGAGGGAGGGAUGUGGAUCAGGGCAGAGGAAGCUGUCCCACUGGCAACCGAAGCCGCUACUUCGACUUGAUGUGUGUGUCUACACGAGUGGGCCAUUUAAGUGAAAUCCGUCGAGCUUGGGCCUAGUAUGCGUCGCGCCUUUCGCACUUGCAUAUCUUUCAAAGUUACAAUACAUUGAAUACAACCCACUUAUGAUCC
Messenger RNA from Stereum hirsutum FP-91666 SS1, 1925 nucleotides. RefSeq names its product cytochrome P450 monooxygenase pc-3. Gene Ontology annotation, molecular function: monooxygenase activity; iron ion binding; oxidoreductase activity, acting on paired donors, with incorporation or reduction of molecular oxygen. The transcript has 16 exons. Bases 1 to 1797 code for a protein of 598 amino acids. The record is from RefSeq and is a predicted model, not a curated record. NCBI's taxonomy places the organism in Eukaryota, Fungi, Basidiomycota, Agaricomycetes, Russulales, Stereaceae.